AAAGACCGCUUUCUACUCUACAGUGGUCAUCCCUCCCAGAACAACUCAUCCUAGCGAUGGGCGACUUUGGUGCACCCCCAGUUAUUCCGCCAGAGUUCCAACUAUACAACUCAUACGAAGAAGACCCUAAAUGGCAACGCACAUUCACGAUCGUAUGGUGUUCUGCUCUCUCUGCCUCUGUUGCCUUCUCGUUGCCAUAUCUUGUGAAGUCAAUACGGAAUCAGAGGGCAUUCGCUGGGUUGUUUGGAGUUGGGGAGAGGUAUGCUGGGUAUGCGUAUAGUACGAUUGCGCCUGUUGAUGAUUUGGAUGAUGGAGGAUCAGGGUCAGAGAAACUUGGAUCGGAGAAGGCCCCUAAGAUUCCGCCAAGGAAAUGGAGAACGGAUCAGAGACAAGGACGGGGACGGGAGAGAAGUCUGUUGCAGGCUCGAGUGGAAGGUAUCUUGACCACUAUCUUUUCGGUGCUGUUGUGGUCUGCGCCAGGACUUGGGGUCAAUGUAGGACAAAUCAUCCUAUUGAUCGGAUACGCCGUCUCUGUCGUCGUGUGUAUCGUCAAAGACUCUAUCCUCGAAGAAAAUUCGAAUCGUGCAGGUUUCAUGGCCAUAGCUCAACUUCCCGUCGUCUUCCUCUUCGCCACCAAAAACUCUAUGCUGUCCUUCCUACUUGGCCCAGGCCACGGGUACGAGAAGCUUAACUACAUCCACCGAUGGUCCGGUCGUGCCAUGUUCGUAGGCGCUGUCAUUCAUGGAUCUCUGUGGAUUCAGAACCACCUUCGCUUCGGUUUGCCGAUCUUGGGGCAACAGAAGGAAACGACAGGUGUUGCAGCGUUAGGCGUAUUGUGUGCCAUUGUCCUGACGGCCCUCAGACCCGUGAGGAGGUGGUUCUAUGAGGUAUUCUGGGUUAUACAUGUCCUGUUAUUCGUGGCGUUCUUCGUCACGAUCUGUUACCACACGAUUUAUGCGCCCCCAUGGAUAUUCCCUCCGUUAGCAUUUUAUGCGUUUGAUAUGCUGCUGAGGCUGUUCAAGUAUCGAAUCAAAGACGCUACGUUGGCUGCGGUUGGCGAGCAGAUGACUUUGAUCCGAAUUCCGCACUGCGACACAGGCUGGGAAGCUGGCCAACACAUCCGGCUCCGUGUUUUCUUUUCCGGCCGCAUUUUCGAAUCCCAUCCUCUUUCCAUCAUGUCUGCACCACCUGAAACCUCUUGUCUCCGGUCUAGUGAUGGCAUUCCUAGUGGGAUCCUCCUAGGUGCGAGAGUCACAGGUGAUUGGACAAGAGCUCUGAAUCAGUACGCUACCGCUGAAAGCUACUCGACGAACCUUUUAACUUCGCUUGAACCCAAAACCAAGCAAGAAGGGAGUUGCGAAGGAGCUAUCACGCCUGUACCCGUUCAUGUGAUGAUAGACGGUCCCUAUGGCGGUUCGUCCAUCGACCUCGGUGAAUACGAGAGCGUAUUGCUCGUAGCCGGUGGAUCCGGGGCUACAUUCACACUCGGCCUCCUGGAUGACAUCGUCGGUCGUUGUAUCCGUUUGAAUCGACAACGAGGAGAACGUACUCGACGGAUCGAGUUUGCGUGGUGUGUCAAGUCGUUUGGGUAUCUCAAGUGGUUUGCUGCCGCAUUGGGGGAUAUCGCGGGGGUGGUACAUGACCGUCACCGCCAUCGCCAACAGGAUACAGACGUUGAGCUGGAUUUGGAUUUGCAUAUAUCGGUCUAUGUGACUUGUCUGUGUAAUCCUGAUGAGGUCCCUGACAUACCGAAUAUGGACGUGACGCUCGAGAGGCCGUCAGUGAAGGAGUUGUUGAGGGAGCUAGUUACGCCUCCGGACCCGGAAACUACUCCCACUUCGUCUAAGCUCCAGUGGGCCGGGCUUGGUGGGGGCGUAGCGGUGUGUGCGUCAGGGCCAGAAAGUUUGACGAGAGAAGCUUCGAACGCGGUUGCCUCUCUGGGUCUGACUAGAGGCGUUGAGUUGGGUGGGGUGAGCGUUCAUACAGAGGUGUUUUCGCUGUAGAUUGAAUUUGUAACACGUAUACGAUUUUUUUUGCAACUCAAUAGUAAGAAUAGCAAGGACUCAAAGCUAAGCAACUUGUAAUCCUCGUCAAUUUCUCGUCGUGAUGAAAUAUUAACUGCUGUGGUA
Marasmius oreades (fairy-ring Marasmius) is the source of this 2129-nucleotide messenger RNA. RefSeq lists its product as uncharacterized. Gene Ontology annotation, biological process: iron ion transport; intracellular iron ion homeostasis; copper ion import. The coding region runs from base 57 to 2003 and encodes 648 amino acids. Gene Ontology annotation, molecular function: ferric-chelate reductase activity. NCBI's taxonomy places the organism in Eukaryota, Fungi, Basidiomycota, Agaricomycetes, Agaricales, Marasmiaceae. The record is from RefSeq and is a predicted model, not a curated record. Gene Ontology annotation, cellular component: plasma membrane. The transcript has 6 exons.